Messenger RNA from Ananas comosus (pineapple), 1167 nucleotides. RefSeq names its product nuclear transcription factor Y subunit B-like. Gene Ontology annotation, biological process: regulation of transcription by RNA polymerase II. The coding region runs from base 16 to 759 and encodes 247 amino acids. Gene Ontology annotation, molecular function: DNA-binding transcription activator activity, RNA polymerase II-specific; RNA polymerase II cis-regulatory region sequence-specific DNA binding; protein heterodimerization activity. Lineage: Eukaryota; Viridiplantae; Streptophyta; Magnoliopsida; Poales; Bromeliaceae. The transcript has 8 exons. The record is from RefSeq and is a predicted model, not a curated record. Gene Ontology annotation, cellular component: CCAAT-binding factor complex; nucleus.
AAGGUGGUUUGCUACAUGAACGGUGUAGAUAGCCAAACCUUGCUCCCAAUCUCGCAUCCUCAUCGUCUCCUCCUCCCUCUCUUCUCCAGCGUCCGAUCUCUCUCCUCCGCUCUCCACCGCCCCCCCUCCCCUCUCUCUCCUCCCCUCCUCGGCGCGCGCUUAAAUACGAAUCCACCAAUCCUCCCCCCUCUCUCACGCACACACAGGGCUUCGAAUAUGGCGGAGGCGCCGGGGAGCCCGGGCGGCGGAGGCGGCGGCGGAGGGAGCCACGAGAGCGGCGGCGACGGGAGCCCGAGGUCGGGCGUGCGGGAGCAGGACCGGUUCCUCCCGAUCGCCAACAUCAGCCGCAUCAUGAAGAAGGCGCUCCCCGCCAACGGGAAGAUCGCUAAGGACGCCAAGGAGACCCUCCAGGAGUGCGUCUCCGAGUUCAUCAGCUUCAUCACCAGCGAGGCGAGUGAUAAGUGCCAGAGGGAGAAGAGGAAGACGAUCAAUGGCGAUGAUCUGCUCUGGGCGAUGGCGACGUUGGGGUUUGAGGACUAUAUCGAGCCGUUGAAGCUAUACUUGCAAAAAUAUCGAGAGAUGGAGGGUGAUAACAAGAUGUCUGGAAAGGGCGGAGACGGCACUAAGAAAGAUGUAGCAGGUCCUCACGGUGGAGCUCAAGGUGGCCCAAGCAGCCAAGGGAUGAGCCAACUGGGGUCUUACACUCAGGGAAUGAGCUAUAUGAAACCUCAGUACCAUAAUGGGGAUCUCUCAAGCUAAUCACUAACUGCCUAUUCCUGCUACUGCUAGAUAUUUUCUUAUUGAGCAGGUAGAGAAUCUCGCUAUCCUCUCCAAAGGAAGAAAGCUAAUGCCCUGGAGUUCUGGGAUCUAAUUAUCGUCGUAAUCUCCCAGUUGUAAAUUGCUUUGCGGAAGUUAAUUUCACUUCUUGUUUAGUUUAUAUGGUUUCACUUAUUUAGUUUAUAUUCUCCUUGUAUAUGCUGGACUAUGUUUUUGUCAUUUCAUUGCUUUUCCUUUUCUCUUUAUGUGUUGGUUACUCUUGAGGAGCAUAUAGCCAUUCCCUCAAGGAGAAAGGUUAUGAUUUGUAUCCUUAUCUAUACCAGUGAAUUAGCUUGUCAUAGUGCAGUGCCAUAAUUAAUAAACAGUGAGUAUUUGCUUAGAUAGCGUUUA